GCGAAGGAAAAUAAACCAAUCACACUCACUUCCUUCUCAAACACACACACACACACACACACACACACAAACCAAGACACUUCGACACACAGAGACUGGAUGCGUGGACAGCGGGGACACGGUGACUCUUUAUUUUAAGAGCUCAGAGGAGUAAACACACAAUGAAAUGCCACAGGAUUUUCCCUGCUUCUCUGCUGCUGCUCUGGACGCUGACAGGAUCUGUCACUUGUAAUGACGGCUCGCCAGCAGAGAUGGUAGUGAAAACUCUCUCUGAUGGGAUUGAGCUCUCUUGUGCACAUGAAAUACGAGACAAAAAUGGUACUGCUCUCAAAUUCCUAAGAUUGCCAUACAGCGAUGAUAACACAGGAGAGUACUCAUGUGUGGAUAGCGAUGGGAAUGACGAGGAUCCAAAAAUCUAUGUGAAAUUCCGCAGCUGUGACAACUGUGUAGAGCUCGACCUGGCUUCAGUCAUGGGAAUAGCUGUAGGAAACGUGGCGGCUACCAUUGUGAUAGGAGUGGCUGUCUAUCUCCUUACAUCUCAGAACGGGAUCAGUCCAACCACCUCUCACAAGAAAAGCUCUGAUAGACAGCAUCUUGUUCCCAACGAAGUGAGCAGCAGAGCCCCCAACGACCAUUACCAGCCUCUGAAACACAAAGGCGGACAGAGGGACACGUAUGAUGUACUGAGCAACAGAAGAUAGAGGGGUGGCGGUGGCUCGCUGCCGGGGGCCCCCAGCUGAAAGCACUCCCUCCAUGUGUGCUUGCAAACACCUGCAGGAGGGACAAGUCUAUUACCUGUGAUGGAUGUUGCUCAUCCCGAAUGCAUGUUCUCUGUAUGAUUCUGUAUUAGCUUAGCAUCUUAGCAUAGACCGCUCACAUAACGAGUGACUUGUGAGGUGGUUGCUGUAUGUCAUAGUUCAGCAUUUAUUAGCCAUCUUAUUUUGUAGCAUUUUAAUCGACCAGUGUUAUAUUUUCCUUCAUUAUGUCUGUUUCCUGUAACUGUCUGGAAGUGCGGCUGCUGCGACAGCCACCUCAUAUAAUGACUUAAAGAUCAGCUUUUUAUUUUGACAAACAAUACUGACAUAAUCAUGAUGUAAGACCAAAAACUGAAGAAUAAAGAUUGUCCUGUCUUGUCAUGUUACUGCCAGUGGUGGAGAGCAACUAAGUGCUGUACAUUUAUUCAAGUACUAUAUAUUAGUACAUUAUACUUCUACUUCAGUAGUUAGAUAUUGUGCUUUGUAAUACCCAACAUUUAUUUGGCAACCAUGUGAUUAAGACUGUUAAUAAAAUAUCUGGAUUCAACCAUC
Chelmon rostratus (copperband butterflyfish) is the source of this 1307-nucleotide messenger RNA. RefSeq names its product T-cell surface glycoprotein CD3 gamma chain-like. Bases 162 to 701 code for a protein of 179 amino acids. The transcript has 7 exons. Gene Ontology annotation, cellular component: alpha-beta T cell receptor complex; external side of plasma membrane. Gene Ontology annotation, biological process: positive thymic T cell selection; cell surface receptor signaling pathway. Lineage: Eukaryota; Metazoa; Chordata; Actinopteri; Chaetodontiformes; Chaetodontidae. Gene Ontology annotation, molecular function: transmembrane signaling receptor activity. The record is from RefSeq and is a predicted model, not a curated record.